This is a messenger RNA of Hypanus sabinus (Atlantic stingray), 4124 nucleotides long. RefSeq names its product exostosin-like glycosyltransferase 3 (gene extl3). Gene Ontology annotation, cellular component: membrane. The transcript is spliced from 6 exons. NCBI's taxonomy places the organism in Eukaryota, Metazoa, Chordata, Chondrichthyes, Myliobatiformes, Dasyatidae. The record is from RefSeq and is a predicted model, not a curated record. Gene Ontology annotation, molecular function: glycosyltransferase activity. Bases 737 to 3481 code for a protein of 914 amino acids.
AAUGCUCCGGUGUGUGUGUGUGUGUGGAAUGGGUUCAACAAUGCGGGUGAGCUGAGUCUCACAGCGAUUCCUGUACUCACAUACCACCGCUCUCCUUCAUGUGUAUUUUUAUUUAGUUCACAGCCAAGCUUAGAUAUUACAUUGAGGUAUAUAAAACAAAUGACCAGAUGUCCUUUUGAAAACAAAAUAACAACGCGAUCCGGAGAAUCUGGUGAUGCUGCCAACAGAAGCCAAAGUAAUGUGAGGUGAGGUGGUGGAGGAAGAGAACAAGAUUAUCUAUUGCUUUUUACUGUGGCUGUGAGCAGUGAAAACAUAGCUGGACUGCCAAUUCAAGAUGCUAAGAACCACUGAUGGGGACAACCGGCUUGACAGGAAUCUGCUAUGGUCUUUGGAGACCCUUCAUCACCAUGGUAGUGGCAUCUCCAGUGCAAACAGAGCUGAAGAUGAAAACUGACUGAUUUGGAUUGGUUUGACAUUCUUGAGAGGGGAGAGAGACAUUUUAAGAAACGAAGAAAGAAAAUGAAAUUUCCAUUCUAUUGGUAAAUUAUAAACAUCUUAUGGGAAAUAUCUGAAUAAAAAUACACGAUGCCCUUUUGCUCAGUGAGCGAGAUGAGAUUUCUCUAUCAUGGCUUCUGAUCAAACGUGAUUGUGAGAGGGUUUCAUCUCCCCUCUCCCUAUUUUUUUUUAAUUUAAACACCUUCCCUCCCCCCCCCCCCAACUCUUGCCAGUUUAUAACAUGCUACGGAACGGAAGUGUUGGUAAUGUAGGGCAACCAUGCAUGCUACGAUGGUCCAAUCGCAUCCGGUUAACCUGGCUCAGCUUCACCCUCUUUGUCAUCCUGGUUUUCUUCCCGCUGAUUGCCCACUAUUACUUGACUACCAUUGACAACCUCGACGACUCAGGCCCGCGCAUUUUCGAGCCACGUUCCGGCAAUGCCCUAUGCGAAGUCAAGCAUGUCCAGGACCUGUGCCGCAUCCGGGAGUCGGUCAGCGAGGAGCUGCUCCAGCUCGAGGCCAAACGGCAGGAGCUCAACAGCGAGAUCGCCAAACUCAAUCUGAAGAUUGAGUCAUGCAAGAAGAGCAUCGAGAAUGCCAAGCAGGACCUGCUUCAGCUCAAGAACGUCAUCAGCCAAACUGAGCACUCAUACAAGGAGCUGGUGGCGCAGAACCAGCCCAAGCUCUCGCUGCCAAUCCGCCUCUUGCCAGAGAAAGAUGAGACCACCUUCCCAUUGCCAAAGUCCCCCAACAGCUGUCGCUUGCAUUCCUGUUUUGAUUACUCUCGGUGCCCACUAACGUCCGGAUUUCCUGUUUAUAUCUAUCCGCUGGACCAGUACCAAUUCAGUAGUCUUAUUGAUCCGCUAAUUAAGCAGGCAUUCCAGGCGACUGCUCGGACUAACGUUUAUGUUACAGACAACCCCAAUGUUGCCUGUGUCUACGUGGUCCUGGUUGGGGAACUACAAGAUUCAUCAGGCUUGAAGUCCACUGAAGUUGAAAGCCAGUUACACUCACUCCCUUACUGGCGAUCUGAUGGACAUAACCAUCUCCUCAUCAACCUAUCCAGAAGGUCCCAGACCCAGAACCUGCUCUAUAAUGUCAGUACAGGCAGGGCUAUGAUUGCCCAGUCCAUUUUCUACGAUGUUCAGUAUCGGCCUGACUUCGAUCUCAUCCCAUCGCCAUUGAUCCAUGCCAUGUCCGAGCCUAACUUCCUGGAAAUUCCUCCCCAAGUUCCUGUCAAGAGGAAGUAUCUCUUCAGCUUCCAAGGAGAGAAACUUGAAUCACUUAUGUCCAGUCUGCAGGAGGCUCGUUCGUUUGAGGAAGAGAUGGAGGGAAAUGCUCCAGCAGAUUAUGAUGAUCGGAUCAUCACCACCUUGAAGGCGGUUCAGGACAGCAAGUUGGACUUGGUGCUGGUGGAGUUCACUUGCAAGAAGCAACCUCGGCCUGCCUUACCAACCGAGUGGGCUCUGUGUGGUGAGAGGGACGACAGGCUAGAGCUGUUGAAAUUGUCCACCUUUGUAUUAAUUAUAACUCCAGGAAAUGUCCACCUGCUUGCUUCUGCUGGUUGUUCCAUGAGGCUUUUUGAGGCUUUGGAGGUCGGGGCCAUUCCAGUAAUCCUUGGGGAACAUGUGCAGUUGCCCUAUCACGACAUGAUACAUUGGAGUGAGGCAGCUCUGGUAGUGCCAAAACCACGCAUCACGGAACUCCACUUCCUCCUGAGAAGCAUCUCGGACAGUGAUCUGCUCAACAUGAGACGCCAGGGCCGCUUUCUGUGGGAGACCUACUUUUCCACCUCAGACAAUGUGUUGAGCACCAUCUUGUCCACUGUGCGGACCCGGAUACAGAUUCCUGCUGCGCCCAUUGCAGAAGAGCCAUCCAAAGAGAUCCCUCACAAGACUGGAAAGGCCGCUGGCACUGACCCUAACGUGGCUGACACCGGAGACUUGGACUUAGGACCUGUGGAGACUGAACCCCCUUAUGCCUCCCCCAAAUACUUGCGGAACUUUACAGUCACCGUCCGGGACACUUACAGGGCAUGGAAUGCUGCCCCCGGACCUUUCCACCUCUUUCCGCACACGCCACUUGACCCCACCUUGCCCUCAGAGGCCAAGUUCCUUGGAUCCGGAACAGGAUUCAGGCCAAUAGGUGGGGGAGCAGGAGGUUCUGGGAAGGAGUUCCAGGCUGCUCUUGGUGGGAAUGUUCCCAGGGAACAGUUUACAGUGGUGAUGUUGACCUAUGAGCGUGAGGAAGUCCUGAUGAACUCUUUAGAGAGACUGAAUGGCCUGCCUUACUUGAAUAAAGUCAUUGUUGUAUGGAACUCUCCCAAGCCGCCAUCUGAGGACCUCGUCUGGCCCGAGAUCGGAGUGCCUAUUGUGGUGGUUCACACAGAGAAGAAUAGUUUAAAUAACCGGUUCCUACCCUGGGACUCGAUUGAAACGGAGGCAAUUCUUUCUAUUGAUGAUGAUGCCCACCUCCGUCAUGAUGAGAUCAUGUUUGGCUUUCGGGUUUGGCGAGAAGCAAGAGAUCGAAUAGUGGGUUUUCCUGGCAGGUAUCAUGCCUGGGAUAUGGCUCACCAGUCCUGGCUCUACAACUCAAAUUACUCCUGCGAACUUUCCAUGGUACUGACGGGUGCUGCCUUCUUUCACAAGUACUACGCGUACCUCUACUCUUAUGUCAUGCCACAGGCUAUUCGAGACAUGGUGGACGAGUACAUUAACUGUGAAGAUAUUGCUAUGAACUUCCUUGUUUCCCAUAUCACCAGGAAGCCACCAAUAAAGGUCACAUCCCGCUGGACCUUCCGAUGCCCAGGCUGCCCCCAGGCAUUAUCGCACGAUGACUCCCACUUCCACGAGAGGCACAAGUGCAUCAAUUUCUUCGUGAAGGUCUACGGGUACAUGCCGCUGCUCUAUACCCAGUUCCGUGUGGACUCUGUGCUGUUCAAAACGCGCCUGCCACAUGACAAGACCAAAUGCUUCAAAUUUAUCUGAAGAAGCUCACCACCCAGGGAGGGAGAGGACAAGCAACAUCAUGGAAGCCUGCUGAGGCUCCAGAUACACCACCACAAACCCAAGGGGGGAAAGAAGUGGGGAAGGUUCACCACAUUCUGUCUAUCCACAACCUGAUUUCAUGCUUAGCUGGUUUUGUAUUUAAUAAUAAGACUUGGUAUGUGUAAGCUGAUUAAAAAUGACAAGCCACUCAGUGGAAAUCAUGGUGCAUGAACUUGCCCCAAAUCAUGGUCUGGUUUGCAUUUUUGUGAACAGAUUUGUAAUCACAGAGGAAACUGAGAUUACAUAAACCAAAUUGUAGAUCAGUGGAAAGAAGUCUGCAUAUUCACCGAAUGCCAAUCUCACUCUGGCCAAAUCUGAUGUCUUGCUCUUUCUCUGGUGUAUUUUUUUGUUCUGUUCAAUAUGAGACAAUGUUUAUCAGGAAUCGGCUGAAGUGCCACGUGGGGAGUAGGAAAUGUGUAAAUUGUAUCGUCAUUUCCAUCAUUUCUCUCAGCCCCAUUUACAUUAUUAAACGUGAGCAGCUCCACUACGUCCACAGGUGGUAUGAUAAUGAAGUCAUUUCAUGGCUGCCCAGACAGUACAAUGUUUCUCUAAAAGAUAUUAAACUUUGGAUUUUAUUUACAAA